AUGGAUGAAGAGCAGCGAAGACUUUCGCAGCAUUUCGAGGUUCCGGGACCGGUGUUUCUGCAACCGGUAAAUGAUCAGCCCCUCCUGCCCAACGCUCCUGCCAUGGAUCAGCCCACGGGAGUCCAACCAUCGACAAGCCAGCAAUUGCCAUCGUUCCAGCCAGCGACAAGCCAGCAAGCGCCAUCGUUCCAGCCAGCGACAAGCCAGCAAGCGCCAUUGUUCCCGCAAGCCACAAGCCAGCACCCGCCAUCGCUGUCGAAUUCAUCCGCAAACGGUGAGCCCUCAAUGAUCCAAUUAAUGCAACUUUUGCAACAUCAAAUGCAACAGCAACAGCAAAUGCAGCAAAUGCAGCAACAGUUGAUGACAAAAUUAAUGCAGCAGCAGCAGCCGGUAUCACAACCGGUAACAGCAUCACACACACAGCAGCAGUUCCAGCCGGGUCCACCCAACCCGGAGCAAAUCCUUGAUGCAUUGGCCAGUAACAUCACUGAGAUCCGCUUCGAGGCCGAAGCCGGAAUCACGUUCGAGGCCUGGUACUCACGGUACGAGGAUUUAUUCAUCAAUGAUGCUGCACGGAUUGACGAUUCCGCAAAGGUGAGGCUGCUCAUGCGUAAGCUGGGUGCAAUGGAGCACGAAAGAAGCCACAAUCGAGAAGCUAAAAUCAAUUUUUGGCAAGGCUGA
This is a messenger RNA of Anopheles coluzzii, 681 nucleotides long. Its product is annotated as zinc finger protein 853-like. The transcript has 2 exons. NCBI's taxonomy places the organism in Eukaryota, Metazoa, Arthropoda, Insecta, Diptera, Culicidae. Bases 1 to 681 code for a protein of 226 amino acids. The record is from RefSeq and is a predicted model, not a curated record.